AUGGCAACUCCUAACGAUAAAGAUGCUCAUGAUAGGUAUGGCGUUGUGAUAGACGCCGGGUCAUCGGGCUCUAGGAUAUACAUCUACAAAUGGGUAGACCCCAGUAAAAUACUGGAAGAUAACAAUGAAGGUAGCAAAAAACUACUACAUUCAGUCCCUCAAAUUUAUCAUGAGCAAAGUUGGUCUAAGAAGAUAACUCCAGGUAUGUCAACGUAUGCAAAUAGACCCGAAAAGGCUUUUAAAAAACAUAUAAAACCUUUGCUUGAAUUUGCAGAAGACAUUAUUCCAGAUAAUAAGAUACCUGAAACACCUGUAUUUAUCCAGUCAACUGCUGGCAUGAGGUUACUUGACGAUAAGGCCAAACAGAGAAUCUCGAAGGAGCUUUGUAAGAAGAUUGGACAAAAGACAGAUUUUAUGUUAACGAAUUGUGCAACUCAGAUUCAAACGAUAGAUGGUGAGACUGAGGGAUUAUAUGGUUGGAUUGCAUUGAACUACCUAAAAGGCUACUUUAAUGACUACGAUAAGUCCGCAAGUGUCCAUGAGUCAUAUGGGUUUAUGGAUAUGGGAGGUGCCUCUUUACAAAUUGCUUUCAAACCAAGUAAUGAACAAGAAGUAGAUAAACAUAGAGAAGAUAUCUCAACAAUCAUAUUAUCGAGCGUUAAUGGCGAUAUCCAAGAAUGGGAUGUCUUCUCUGGUACCUGGCUCCGAUUUGGUACUAAUGAGGCUAGGAAAAAGUAUCUAAUUCAAUUGGCAAACAACAUCUACGGUCAUGAGCCAGAAAAUGUCAUAAAAAAUGGAAGAAAGAAAUUAUAUGAUCCAUGCCUGCUUAAAGGUGCAACAACAGAGUUCAAAUUCGGGGAUACUACGUUUGAUGUAGUAGGCUCAGGUAACUAUGAACAAUGUGGAAAGUCGAUGUAUCCAUUACUUCUUAAAAAUGUACCCUGCAUUGACGAGCCAUGUUUAUUCAAUGGAGUUCAUGUGCCCAAAAUUGACUUCACUAAGGACCAAUUUUUAGGUGUAUCUGAAUAUUGGUACACCAUGAAUGAUGUAUUCAAUCUUGGAGGUGAAUACAGCUACCAAAACUUUAAUGAUAAACUCAAGCAAUUUUGUGAGAAUGAUUGGCAGGUUAUAAAAGAUAACAGAAAUAAUGGUAUGUAUAACAAUAUUCAAGAGGAUCUACUUAAAGACGCUUGUUUUAAAGGCAAUUGGAUCCUAAACGUCUUACAUGAAGGCUUCGAGUUGCCAGGAAUCGGUGAUAAUUCACAUAUAGAUGAGCAAUUGCAGAAGGAACUUGAAAAACAUAUGUCCUUCAUGAGUGCAGAUACUGUUGAUGGAAAAGAGCUUUCAUGGACAUUGGGAAAGAUAGUGCUUUAUGCUUCCAGCAUGGUAACUGCUGGGAAAGCUGGCGAGUUUGUCGGUCUAAAGCCAAGCACCAAGUAUGGAGAGACACAUGGAGGAGGUUUUGUGCCUGGAUAUAUUAGUAACAUUGAAGGCAGUAUUUCAGGUAACCUUAUUGAUUCAAUGCUGAAGAUGAUGUUGGGUUUGAUGGUCUUUUUCGCACUGUACCUACUGUACGUCAAACUUUAUCUCAACAAAUAUGUUAACACCACGUCUAUGAAAACUAUUGUUAAUUCCAUACAAAACAAGGUCAGUAAAAUCAGAUAUAGUAAAGUUUCAUUAACAGAUCAAUUGAAUCAGCUAGAAGAGGGAGUAUUAAGCGCUACACGGUUCGGGGAGAACAGAGACGGUGUACAGUUUAGAAGCAGGAAUACAACUAGUACGCAAUUAUCAGGAGAAGUUUUCCCUAUGCAAGACAGAGGUGCUGCAGGCACAUUAUCUCCCGCAUUAUCAGAAGGCCCAUCACGGGCGACUUUUUCUUUGAAUGAUUUCUCUAAAUUCAAUCGUUCUAGUUUGCAAUAA
This is a messenger RNA of Eremothecium sinecaudum, 1920 nucleotides long. It is a transcript of the gene YND1, whose product is annotated as apyrase. The record is from RefSeq and is a predicted model, not a curated record. Bases 1 to 1920 code for a protein of 639 amino acids. Gene Ontology annotation, biological process: nucleoside diphosphate catabolic process. Gene Ontology annotation, cellular component: membrane. The transcript has a single exon. Gene Ontology annotation, molecular function: nucleoside diphosphate phosphatase activity. Lineage: Eukaryota; Fungi; Ascomycota; Saccharomycetes; Saccharomycetales; Saccharomycetaceae.